AUGGCCGGCCGCGAGAUCGUCCUCGCAGAAAAGAUCGACCUCCACCUCUGCUGGGAGGGAAAACAGCUCUACCUAAAACCCAUCCCCACCUUCCUCCUCCACCACGACUUCUUCACCCACGCAAUCUGCACCGCCGCCGCCGCCGCCCCGCCCGGCAGCACAACCGCCAGCAGCGACCUCUACGCAAGCGCCUGCGGCUUCCUAAAGUCCUACACAAAGCUCAUCCGCCACGAAAGCGACCUCGCCAUCGCGCAAGAAAAAAACCUCAUCCCCGCCAGCGUCACCUGGAACCAAUGGUGCGACUUCUCCGCCGACAUCGUCCUCAACACAACAGGCAUGAUCCUGAGCCAGCGCUACGACUACGGCGAGCUGCGGCUAACGCGGCUGAACCUGCUCUACGAGAUGCACGCCUGCGAGCCGUUCCACUGGGGCGACCACCGCUACAAGUUCCUGCUCGACACCAUCAGCCACGAGUGGCUGCUCUUCACGUUUGUGUAUUUCACCGUGGUGCUGACGGCGAUGCAGGCGGUGCUUGCGACGCAGUAUGGCGCGGGGAGCGUGGGCAUUCAGAGGGCGGCGUUUGGGUGUGGGGUGUUUGUGUUGGUGGUGGCCGGGGGGUCGUGUGUGCUGAUGGGCGUGUUUGUGUGGUUGAGGGCGUAUGUGUUCUUUUUUAGCGAGACGUGGAUUGGGAGGCAGCAGUAUAGGAUUUAUUAUUUGGACCGCAUUUUGGAGGCGUUGGUGUUGUCGGAGUGA
This is a messenger RNA of Morchella importuna, 753 nucleotides long. RefSeq lists its product as uncharacterized. Bases 1 to 753 code for a protein of 250 amino acids. NCBI's taxonomy places the organism in Eukaryota, Fungi, Ascomycota, Pezizomycetes, Pezizales, Morchellaceae. The transcript has a single exon. The record is from RefSeq and is a predicted model, not a curated record.